This is a messenger RNA of Sarcophilus harrisii (Tasmanian devil), 1194 nucleotides long. Its product is annotated as bactericidal permeability-increasing protein-like. The record is from RefSeq and is a predicted model, not a curated record. Gene Ontology annotation, biological process: innate immune response; lipopolysaccharide-mediated signaling pathway; negative regulation of interleukin-8 production. Gene Ontology annotation, molecular function: lipopolysaccharide binding. Lineage: Eukaryota; Metazoa; Chordata; Mammalia; Dasyuromorphia; Dasyuridae. The transcript is spliced from 10 exons. The coding region runs from base 28 to 846 and encodes 272 amino acids.
GUGAUACGUGAUGCUACAACCUCUUACAUGGAACCCUACCUCCAGACCAUGCCAGUGAAAGUAAACGUGGAUGAAAUAGCUGGAAUCGAUUAUACUCCAAUGAAGCCUCCACAAAUUUCAAAUCAUAACCUGGAUAUUCCUCUGAGGGGCAACUUUUUCAGUUUGACUAAGCACAAGUCACAUCCCUCUCACCCUCCGAUUAUGAAUUUCCAUGGCAGCCAACUACAAAUGAUCUUUUUUGCAGUCUCACAUACCCUUUUUGACUCAGCCAAACAUGUUUACCAAGAUGCUGGAAUCAAAUUCCUCCAUGUGACUAAUUCCAAGCUUCUAAAGGAUUCCAAAUUCCCAUUGACCACCAGAUACUAUGGAACUCUGAUCCCUGGGUUGUCCAAGAAGUUUCCCAACAUGGAAAUGAAAAUAGAUGUCGGCCUCCCCCCGCUACCAACUGUUGUCUACAACUCUAGACAUAAAAUGAGCCUCACAUCUGUGCUUUCAGUCCAUGUCUAUGCGAUUUCCCCCAGGUCUUCUCAUAGCCUACUCUUUACACUAAGCCUGGAUACAAGUGUUACCCUCCACCUUAGUGUAAAGAAUGGUACCAUUUCGGGGCACUUAUCAUUAGAAAGCAUCAAAAUUAAAUUGAAGCACUCAAAUGUCGGCAAUUUCCAGGAGUCUGUGCUGCACCAAGUUUUUGUUCAUUACAUGAAUGAAGUUUGGAUUCCUACAGUUAAUAGGAGGCUGGAAAAAGGUUAUCCUCUCCCCAUCCCAGUUAAUCUCCACUUCUUCAACUAUAUUGUAUAUCCUCAUAAGAAUUUCCUGGUAUUUGGAUCAGAUUUUAACUAUUUCUGAGGGCAUUUGGCUGACUGCCACGGUUAUCUGCAUCCCAUACACCAUCUCCAUCCUACGACAUGCAUCAGGAUUGACAGUGGGGGGACUGUCUAUCAUUACCACUAGUCUGGAACUUUGUCCAUCAAGAAACUCUGUAUUUGUAAUUGAUGAAGAGAAAGGACAUUGGAAAUUUGAUACUGUUCAGUGGGAAGGUCUUUGUUUUGUUAAAAAGCAACUAAAAUUUUCCAUUGGAGUGGGAAGUUGUGGGGUUGGAGGGAAUUCUACUGAGGUUUUCUUAAUACAAUGUUUUUCAUUAUAACCUUAAUAAAUAUACUCUCUUCCAAUAAACACAGAACCUUCUUAAUGCAU